CCAUUGUUUAGCUUCUGGAAUCUUCUGAAUCUCUGUGCAUACAGGCUUUUGAUUUAGCAUGGAAAGUAAUCUCUUCUCUUAGCAACACACAGCUGAUAUUUUGGCCUAAUUUAAAAGCUUUUGUUCAAUUUGUGUUUGAUCCACAAGUUCUAGCUGUUGCUGCAAAGAACAAGAAUCACAUAUAUUCAAAGAUAAAAGAGAUCAUGUUUCAGUUAAUUGAAAUGUCUUCUACAAGGACUGGAGUUUUUAAUGUGCUGUUAAGUUAUUGCUGUCACACUUGGAUAUUUCCUACUCCUGGUGCCACAAGAGCUGCAGAAAAUGCAUUUUCAAAUGCCAGCAGUUACAGUGAGCUUCUCAUAGAGGCAUGUUUGUUUGGAACAGUUUUCAGACGUGAUCAAAGACUCAUUCAGGAGGUAUGUGCUUUUGUAGAAAACCUGGGAGAGGAAUGUGCAGCAAAUGUUGUUACAGAAAGUAUGAACAGAGAUGACCACUAUGUGAGAAUUUGUGCCAUCAAAUUUCUCUGCUUGCUAGAUGAAUCAAAUACGCUACACAAAGAGUUUAUAGAAGUUUUUGUCAUGAAGCUGCUUGAUAAAGUAAGUAUUUAUUUACGGUAUUUUGUGAAUACUGUACAUCUAGGCUUUGCUGAUUGGAUUCUCUUGUUGCUGGGGAGACCACCUCUCUAUAACCCCUGCCAGUCCUUGUGUUCAAAUAUUCAUGAUAGUACCAUCCUCUUCUCAGUUGCAUGCUUGAUAUUUCACACAGAGAGAAUCAUUCUUUUUAUUUUUUGCUUGCUUUCCUGUAAUUGCUGUUUACAAUGCAAAUAACCUAGAAAAUGAUAUUGUUUCAAAAGAUGUUAGAUGUAUGAACAUUUCAGUCCAGUUAUCUAGAUGUUAUUGUAGCUAACCAGAAACAAAAAGUGUUUUAAAUAUAUACUAUACAAGAACAGGUAAACAGUGUUUUGAGUUAGUUUUAGGUAAACCAGUGUCUUACCUUGAAAUCUGAAAGCCAAGGGAAAAUACACCAUCACCUAAUUUUUCCAAAAAUUGUAUGUCUUGAAACAAUGAAACAGUUUAUGUGAACUCUCCUCCUUUUUUUGAAUGAGUUAAAUGUUGGUCUUUAUUAUUUUUUAAAACUUUUUUUCAUGUGUAACAUAAAGAUUUCGGCUUAGGGCAAUUUACUUCAUUUGAAAGUAAAAUCCCUCUGUAUGUAUUGUAGACUUUUCCAACACUCCAUGAUGCAUUUUUCACUUAAAACACGAGUAGGCAAUUCAGGAAGGCAUAGGAGAAGUUUUCACCCGCUAGGGGCUGCAGUGAUGGCCGUGAUGUGACCAGAAGUGAUCAGAUCAUUUGGAUUGCUCUGAUGUCACAUCGCUUCUUCUUCGUGGUCUCUGCGAAUCACACAAAUGGGUUUAUUCUGCGCCUGCGCAGCAAUCUUCGGAAACUUCUAGACUCUCUAGGCAGAAAGCAAUGUAUCUUUCUGUAACUUUUUGGCGGUAACUCCGCCCACCCAUAUAUAAGGCCCUUGGUGGCCCGCUCGUCUUCAGUUCCUUCAUUCCGCCGCGCUAAGCAACUCAAGGAACUUCGUUAGCAAUUGCUUGCUCCUGUGUAUUUGAAUCUCUGGCUUUUGACCUUCGGACUUUCACUUGACCAUUCUAAACGGACUUUCUCUUGGCUUGACGACUUUCUCUGAUUUCGGCUUGACUUCGGACUGGUAACGGACUCCUCUUAC
Sceloporus undulatus (fence lizard) is the source of this 1728-nucleotide messenger RNA. RefSeq names its product probable methyltransferase TARBP1. Gene Ontology annotation, biological process: tRNA methylation. The coding region runs from base 204 to 824 and encodes 206 amino acids. The record is from RefSeq and is a predicted model, not a curated record. Gene Ontology annotation, molecular function: tRNA (guanine) methyltransferase activity. Lineage: Eukaryota; Metazoa; Chordata; Lepidosauria; Squamata; Phrynosomatidae. The transcript has 4 exons.